Molecule: messenger RNA, 938 nt
Organism: Closterium sp. NIES-67
Lineage: Eukaryota; Viridiplantae; Streptophyta; Zygnematophyceae; Desmidiales; Closteriaceae
Source: the annotation of a GenBank genome assembly
CUCAGGAGCGUUAGUAGCUAGGUUGAAGGAAAGUUGCAAGAUUAGCGCUUUGGUCACGGUCAUCCAGGCACCUGCGAAGACACCACUGCACGGAACAUACACUCCUAGCCAUGGCGUUCUCUCGCGGGUUGUGGACCUCGAUCGUCCUAACCGUUGGACUUAUCCUCUGCUUCCACAUGGUUGAGAUUAAAGCCGUCCGGUGCUACACUAGGCCUCUCGCGGCAUGUGACUUCGUGGUGCGAGGGAGUGCGGGUGUUGUGCCUCGGUACAAGGUGGCGCCGUUUCUGGGGAACAGGUUGCUCAGCCGCACUCCCAUUAUUCACAAGUCCGGCGAUCCUGUUAUCACUGCGUCUUCAGAUGACUGCACGUUCCUGAAUUCGGGUGCAAGCUGCGAGAAUCGCUUCUUCUUCAUGCCGCCAGGCAACGAUUACAACAAGACCAACUACAUCGGCCAACACCCUAUAGCACGCACUGCCCUCGCGGUAUACAAGCAGCAGUGUGUCGUCCUGUUCAUGAACAACGCGCUCUUGGCGAGGGCCGGAUGGCUCAAUAAUGGGGACAACCACCGCAAGUUCCCUCAGGCUCGGCGCUGUGUGGUCUUCACCACGUUCUAGCAUUCUGGACCAACUUCGACAACGACAAGCUUUCCUCAUCCUCACACCAAAACUUAUUCAGACCAAUGGGUCUGUAAGAUGUCAUCAUCACUUUCCAAACAGGACUUCGGUGACUGAUUUUCUGCGAGUGUCCCAUCAAUGCAAUCCCAGAAGUAGGGUUUCACAAAUCUAGGGGAGUACCGUUUCCCCUGUGCCAGGUCGGGCGGACUUGCGUGCAUGCUUUCGUAAUUUGUUAGGCGCCACCUAUAAGGCACUAGCGUCUAGCAACACACUACUCAGUUUGCUGUCAGGGUUCCAUCUUUGCAAUAAGUGAUAAUCCAAGUA